AUGUGUAUUCUCCGUCCGGUGCCACCGGCUCAGAUAUUUCCAGCUCCAGCUCAGCUAAGGAAAUUCGCCGACAAAAUCCCGAACGUCGCCGCCUAUCGAGCGGACAUAUACACUCUAAUGGGAGUCGGCCGCAAGAAAACUGCACAGUUCCCCAAGAAACUCAUGUUUGCAGACCUUCGAAAAAACGAGUCUCCCGAACAGUACAAUAAUAUCCAACCGUGGACACUGACCUCGUCUUCUGAAUCUGAAUCCGAGAAUGACCGACUUCCGAAAUUCCGCCGACCCCAUCUUCUAGCUGUUCUUCCAACGAUUACCAUGCAAAAGGCUAUUCUUGAUUCAAUGAUUCAACACGCGCUUCUUCAUCUCUCUGAAAUCGACGGGGAUACUGUAUUCCGAUACGGAGAGACCAAUUUAAUGACGUUCCUAGCUUCUGGAAUUCUGUCACAAUACAUAUGUAGCACGGACGAUCGUCUCAACUUCCUCUCUCAUCAACAUCGCCGUCAUUCGGCACUUUUUGAUAAGCUUUUCGAGCUGAAAAUGCUUCAGACAAUUCCAUCGGAAGAUUCUGAAUCCUCUGAAUCCCCUUGUGGAUUCAAGGCGACAUCUUUCCAUCCAGAGCUACCAACUAUCAAGAAAACGACUCAUGAAAAGAAGCUAGCAGAUUUGAAUCUGAAAUUGGGGCUACAGUAUCCUGUACAAAUAUUGCCACGGAAAAAAUUGUGUCUGUCCGGGAAAGAAGUGACGUCUGAAAAUGGGUUGGGGCGGAGUCUGGUAGAUUAUGCAUGUUUUUUGACCCAAAUUGGGAGACAACCGAAUGCAAAAGCUGUUGAGCAGGUUGUCAGAUCCCUCUGGCCACAAUCAGCCGAUUCCAUCCCUCCAGACGUCCUCUCCGAUCACAAAAUCGGUCAAAUCCCGGUGGAUCAUCUCGAAUCGAUAUUCCAAUACGUCCAUAAAGAGCUCCAAUCCACUCAAAUUGCUCAAGCCUAUUGUAAUGAACUCAAAAUUAAAAGAAUGGAAGCGUCCCACCAGAUCGCCCUCGAGAGUGAGAUUGCUGCACUCACAAACCAUCUCAUCGAAAAGACGGCAGUGAUUGAGGAAUUGGAGAAAACUCAAGGAAAUCUUCUAUUGAAACUGGAGGAUUCCGAGCAGACAGUCAGGAAUCUUCUGGAAAUUCGAGACGAGACACAAAAGAAAUAUGACAAGGAAACGACGGAGUUGAAGGAGACUAUCCGGAUUCAAAAGAAGGAAAACGAGGAGUUACAGAGGAAAUAUAAGGAAACGGAAGGAUGUUCGUCAUUUCAAACGCUUCAAAUAUUAUCGCUUGAAAAGCAGCUGUGGAGUGCCACCUCUGAAUACAUCAAAUUGGAAAAGGAACUCUUCAAAAAGUUGGGUCCAGAAGUAAAACCAAAGAAAAAGGAGCAGAAAGAUCAAAGCACCGAAUACUUCGUCCCUCUGACUGAUGCGUCUUCUUCGGAUAAAUUCGCUGAAUUCUACAAGACUCUAAUCUGUGAUCAACCUGACGAUAAAAAAGAAAAAGGACAACUGGAAGAAAUGAAAGAACGAUUGGUUGAGGUACAAUUGAAACAUGAGAGAGUUGUGUAUGCAAUGGAUGCACGGAUUCGAUUGCUGAUUGAGGAGAACGAGAAGAAUCAGGCCAUCUGGGAUAACAAGAUGGAAGAGUAUGAGGAAACUAUAGAUGUACAUGACAUGCUAUUGAAAGAAUGCUUUAAUAGAAUGCUUUGA
This is a messenger RNA of Caenorhabditis remanei, 1743 nucleotides long. RefSeq lists its product as uncharacterized. NCBI's taxonomy places the organism in Eukaryota, Metazoa, Nematoda, Chromadorea, Rhabditida, Rhabditidae. The record is from RefSeq and is a predicted model, not a curated record. The transcript has 6 exons. The coding region runs from base 1 to 1743 and encodes 580 amino acids.